AUGGGUUCCAUCGGGCCUGACCAUCAUGACCCGCAGUUAGCAACUGCUUUAUCCAGCAAUGAAGCGGCAGAUAUGGCCACUCUAGAUUGUUCAAAGCUAAAGGGAUCUCCCUCAGAGCGAAGUGCGGCUCUUAAACAACUUGACGAAGCCCUCCAGAGCUACGGCUUCAUCUACCUUGCCAACCAUGGUGUCUCACAGACACUCUUUGACGAAGCAUUUGCAUGGAUAAACUCAUACUCCGAGCGCUUCUUUGACCUCGAUUCUUCUACCAAGAAUAUGAUUGCUCGUCCGGCCAGCGAGUCCCUGGAUGAUCACUAUGGGUACGCCGCGUACGGCGUUGGGCACAUCAGCCAACUAGUCUUCGGGGAAGAAGAGGUCGAAAAGCAUCACGCUGCCUCCCCUGACCACAAAGAGACGCUGGAAGUCGGCAACCCACACGAGCCAUGUGGAAGCGGCCCUAACCGCUGGUUGCCAGAGGACGUCUUCCCAGGCUUCCGGCAGUUCUAUGAAGUAUUCUGGGACGCAUGCAACGAAGUGGAGAAAUCACUGCGCCAGGCGCUCUGCGAAAUUCUGCGAAUCGAUAUUAACACCCUCUGUCGGAAGCAGUCGCUCAACUUCGGGCACAUCAGUUUUCUGCACUACCCUCAGAUGGCCGUCAAGUCGCAAGACGGCAAAGACCUUCAACGACUGAACGCGCACACAGACUACGGCAGCUUGACGCUCGUAUUCCAGGAUAACGUCGGGGGAUUGGAGGUCCACGACGGACAGCUGUUUCGACCCGUCACUCCCAAGACGGGGACCAUCGUCGUCAACGUCGGCGAUAUGCUGGAACAACAAUCGAAUGGCCGGUGGAAGAGCGCCUUGCAUCAGGUAGUCGGUCCUAGGAAAGAGACAAUGGGGGAGGGGCUCCAGACGUCCAAGACUGUUCUCGAUCGAUACUCCAUCGCAUACACUGGAGCAGUAGACCCAGAGGUGAUCAUUGAAACAUUGCCCGGAUGCGAGGUACCGGGUCGAUGGAAACCUAGCAUGGCGGAUUGUGACGAGGAGAAGCCGGUCACCUCAUAUGAGUGGCUCCAGAAAAGAGUAGCAGCAGAGUAUCACCAGACUUAA
Aspergillus puulaauensis is the source of this 1110-nucleotide messenger RNA. RefSeq lists its product as uncharacterized. The record is from RefSeq and is a predicted model, not a curated record. The coding region runs from base 1 to 1110 and encodes 369 amino acids. Lineage: Eukaryota; Fungi; Ascomycota; Eurotiomycetes; Eurotiales; Aspergillaceae. The transcript has 2 exons. Gene Ontology annotation, molecular function: dioxygenase activity.